CACGUGCUCCAGGUAUUCCUCGCUCCUCUUCACGCCAAGGAAUACAGACAGUCUCUUCGCCUCCCGCACUGGAUUCUUGAAGAUGAACGUAGUUCGGAUCUUUGACGAUGGGGGAGACGGGGCGUCGUUCCUGGAGACAGACGGACAGGUGCUGCCCAAUGGCGACAUCAACGCCUUCCGUAACCUCGCAAGUGUCAACGUGCGUAGCGACGACAUCAUUGUAUCAGCGUACCCAAAGGCAGGAUCCCAUUGGGUGACGGAGAUAAUCCACUUCCUGUUAGCCGGAAGUGUUGACGUCGAUGACUUCCAGAAGAUGGUCACCAUGAUUGACAGUUCGCCCGAGACAGCAUACCGAGACCUCCCCUCGCCCAGAAUUCUAAACACGCACCUGCGCCUUGAACAACUUCCGGCGGAUGUGCUUAAGAAGAAGGUGAAGCUGAUUUGUGUACUCCGGAACCCUUUGGACGUUGCUGUGUCGUACUUCAACUUCCUGCGCGUUCUCACCUUCUGCGACUACAGCGGGAAGUGGGGUAACUUCUGUAGGCCGUACUUCAACGGGAAAUUUUGUUAUGGGUCGUGGUUUGACCAUACCCGGCAUUGGGAGGAGGUUAAAAGGGCCAAUCCUGACCACCCCAUUCUUACCCUGGUCUAUGAGGACUUUAAAGAGAAUCCCGUGAGGGAGGCCGUGAAAUUGCGAGAUUUUCUUGGUCUGGCGAGAUCUGAUGAGUUCGUGAGGCAGGUGUGUGAGCACUGCCAUUUCGAUUCAAUGCAGAAACGAAAGGCAACAACGGAAAUGGGGAAAUAUGCCUUCAGGAAAGGUAAAGUGGGUGACUGGAAGAACUGGUUCACUGUGGCACAGAAAGAGUGGUUUGAUCAGCUCUACCAGGAGAAGAUGGCGGACAUCCCAAUAAAAUUCAGAUACACACUAGAUGACUGAGGUACCGGUCAUCCUAUUAACUUACGUCUCAUGUUAUCCAGAGAAGAUACCUGACACAAGGAGGAAUAGUAUUGCUGAUGACAUGAUAGAGAUUUGUUAAAUGCUGCUGAUACAGUUGGCUCAACAAUGGGUUCACAUUUAGAAAAUCUUGUCCUCAGUUUUAUAUGUUAACAAUCACUGACAUGAAAAUGUACAGUGUUACUUUUUACUGUUCAGACAUUGGUGUCCAAAGCUAGUGAAGACCUGGUUCCUAUAAAACUACUUUGUCAUAGAUGGGAAAUAUUUCUCCAAAGGGAUUGUUCAGAAUGUUUGACCUUCAGAUCAAUAAAAUUCUUUUCCAUUGUUCA
Haliotis rufescens (red abalone) is the source of this 1284-nucleotide messenger RNA. Its product is annotated as sulfotransferase 1A2-like. Gene Ontology annotation, biological process: sulfation. Gene Ontology annotation, cellular component: cytoplasm. The coding region runs from base 83 to 937 and encodes 284 amino acids. The record is from RefSeq and is a predicted model, not a curated record. Gene Ontology annotation, molecular function: sulfotransferase activity. Lineage: Eukaryota; Metazoa; Mollusca; Gastropoda; Lepetellida; Haliotidae. The transcript is spliced from 6 exons.